GGCCGCGUACUUUUCCAUUGAACGAUCGAGAGGGAACGAGUAAACACCUCAUCGUGAACGUACCUCUAGAGAAACAGACAGAAGAUGCCGAGCAAGGAGCAGUUGUUGUUGUCGUCGAGCUUCCCUUUCGUGGACACGGCGGUGAGCAGCAGCGACCCGGUGGCGGCCGAGAAUCACCCUGCGAUGCGCGCCGAGGCGGCCUUCCUCUCGCAGGACAUGGAGCAGUUGGUGUGCGAGAUCAAGGAGAAUCUCAGGUUAACGGGCUUCAAACACCACCGCGGCAGCAGUCACUCGUCCCGCCGGCUCAGCAGAGCCUCACCCUACCCCACGUCCUUCUCCACGAGCUGCCCGUGCAAGGAAAAGUGCUUGUGCCGAAGGAAACGGACUGCCCACGGCUCGGCGGCCUCGUCCGAGGACCCGUACGAGAGACUGCAGGAGCUGCUCCGGGACGGCAGCCUGAUCAAGGAGGCUGUGAGAAGGCUCAAGAUCGGCUUGUCGCCCAAGCAGAGGUAUUUCUACGAGGACUCUGACGAGUCCACCACCGAGUUCCCCGCGGCCAAGUACGCAUCCUGUGAUAGUUAGAGGUGAACGAAGAAGAGGCCAGCGACCAUUGUUGCAGAUUGUUUCCCGAUCGAUCUAGUGUAUCAUAAAUAUUGUUCUCAUCGUCUGUAUGUACGUACACUUGCAUUUCUCAUCGUAAACCGUGCGAGGAGUGGAGAGUCGGACGGAACAGUAUUUAUUUUUUAAAUAAAUCAAUCAAUUUCCUUCGCUAGUGACUGAAGGAAGGAUUGCUCAGCCGAAAAGAUGAGAAGAGUGGCACGCGCUGAGACUCCGUAGCGGAAGCAGAAGAGUUGUUGUUGAGUAGUCGAAGGCUUGGUUUGGCUUUGUGGUGUGCGAGCCGUAUUUUUGCCGGGCAGGGACGACGUCGGGCCGCGUUUCGGCUGCCGACGUCGGGUCUGCCCCGGACGGCGGCCCACCUUUCACGUGUAUUUACGAACUGUAUAAUUAUGAAUGGAAAAUGUAAUGGUGUUGUAUUUUUUCCUUUCUCUAUCUCUCGAGUGGCUAGUAUGACGUCACGUUUGAGCUACACACACUCACACACACUACUCAUUGAUGUGAAUACUUAACGUGCGGCGGAUCGGUUCGUCUGCCUAGAAAGACAGAAAAGGGUAACUAGAAAAUUUGGCUACGACACACAGCACAGCAUCGGCUAAGCGCGAAUAAUAAUUAUGCAUACGCUGUUUAUCACAUGGUGUCAUAAAUGGUUGGGAAAAAGGACUACUACUUGUCUCUUUCCUGUUGUGAGAAUCAAUUAAUAUUCACAAUGACUGUUCAAAUCAUAUUGUACUGUACCAUAAUCUAGGCAUAUGAUAAUGAUGUAAUUUAUGCAAAUUCAUUUUUCGUUCCCACUUACUGCGAAAUGAAAAUGGAUAUGCUUGAGGAAAAACAAUAAGAAGAGUUGUAUACAAUUUGACGAUGACUAAUUAAUUUGUUUGCAUGUUUUAAUGCAUUUUCUAUGAUAUGAAAUAUAUGAUGAUGAUAUAUAUACACAUAUAAUUUUCCUAUGUUGUAAAAGGAAGAAACGUGACAAAAUAAAAAAAGUUAAAUUAUUAAAACGAAAA
This is a messenger RNA of Cloeon dipterum, 1622 nucleotides long. RefSeq lists its product as uncharacterized. Bases 85 to 582 code for a protein of 165 amino acids. The transcript has a single exon. Gene Ontology annotation, cellular component: cytoplasm. Lineage: Eukaryota; Metazoa; Arthropoda; Insecta; Ephemeroptera; Baetidae. The record is from RefSeq and is a predicted model, not a curated record.